UCUCAAUUGGCAGCUUUGCUUCCUAUUUCUCUGAGAAAAUAGAAGCCAUCGAAAGAGAACAACUGUCACACCCAUCCUCACCUCUGUCUCCACCUACCCGCACCUGGGCUCCUGGGCUCUGCCUUCUCUCCUGACUGGGUCGGCUUCACCCCAGCUCUGAGACUUCCAGCUCAACGAUGGCCCCAGACCCCUGGGAGGGCUGCUUCUGGUCAUGGGGGCUUCUUCUGUGGCUCAGUGUUGGAAGUACAGGAGAUGCACCUCCUACCCCACAGACAAAGUGCACUGACUUCCAGAAUGCUAAUCUUCUCCAAGGCACCAAUCUCAAAGCCCACUUUCUCCUCUUCACCCCUUCUGAUCCUCUCUGUGGGCAACUCGUGGAAGAAAGUAGUGACAUCCGGAACUUGGGGUUCAAUGUCACUCUAGGAACCAAGCUAGUUAUCCAUGGAUUCAGGUGGGAGCCAACCAACCAAACUGAAACCUUCGUUGUGUUCUUUUUGCCCUGUUCAGGCUACAGUUAUCUGAUCUGUGAUCACAUGAGGGCUGUGCACAUCUACAUCAGCGCCCUGGAGAAUUCCUGUCCAUUGAUGGCCUUUCCUUGUACCAGCUACAAGGUCUUCCUUGCUGGACACUGUCUGGAUUGUUUCAACCCUUUUCUGCUUUCCUGUCCAAGGAUCGGGCUGGUGGAACAAGGUGGUGUUAAGAUAGAGCCACUUCCCAAGGAAGUGAAGGUCUACCUCCUGACCACUUCCACGGCUCCAUAUUGCGUGCAUCACAGCCUUGUGGAGUUUUACUUGCUGAAGCUGAGAAACCAGGACACCUGCAUCACGGUCACCUUCCUUAGCAGCAGUGUCACCUCCUCGGUCACGAUCACCAUACCUAGACAGCAACGCCACGGGAAAGGAAUCAUAGCUCACCCCAGCCCUCAGUGCCAGAUAAACCAGGUGAAACUCAAGUUUCAGCCUUCCAACCGAGUUUGGAAAAAAGACCGGACUAUCGUUAUCGGGAUGUUCUGCACUGCUCCUUUGCCCGUCCAUGACAAUAGAAGGACCGUCUGCUUACCUGAGCCAGUGAACUUACAAGCAAGUGAGACUGUUUCUCAUGACCUGAAAAUAACCUGUAUAUAGUUAUAUAAGGGCAGGAUACAUCUCCCUGGAUUGGGGGCGGUGGUUCAACUUAUUCUAAGCCAUUACUACUAAGAAAGAACACAGAAGUCUUGGUUAGUUUCCCCAUAAUUAGCUACCUUAGAGAGGAGAGAGAGCUCAUUUUACAGAGCUUUAUCUCCGUUGUGAAUUUAAAGAAGCUUACAGAGACACCAUUUCAACUUUCCUAUUCAUACUUAACUGCAAUUGCCCCAUAUCCUUGGACAUCUGUACCUAGGAUUCAACAGAAACAUAUACAAGAAAAAGGCUGUGUUUUUUUUUUCAAAUAAAACUCCAUGGAAUAUC
Molecule: messenger RNA, 1445 nt
Organism: Delphinapterus leucas (beluga whale)
Lineage: Eukaryota; Metazoa; Chordata; Mammalia; Artiodactyla; Monodontidae
Source: RefSeq, a predicted model, not a curated record